Penicillium maclennaniae is the source of this 1269-nucleotide messenger RNA. Its product is annotated as phosphatase PAP2 family protein. The record is from RefSeq and is a predicted model, not a curated record. The transcript is spliced from 3 exons. Gene Ontology annotation, biological process: sphingolipid biosynthetic process; inositol phosphoceramide metabolic process. Gene Ontology annotation, cellular component: inositol phosphoceramide synthase complex. NCBI's taxonomy places the organism in Eukaryota, Fungi, Ascomycota, Eurotiomycetes, Eurotiales, Aspergillaceae. The coding region runs from base 1 to 1269 and encodes 422 amino acids. Gene Ontology annotation, molecular function: inositol phosphoceramide synthase activity.
AUGAAUACCUAUCCGUCAUGGAAGGAUCGCACACAGAACCAAUUCGGCAAACUCCAAAUUCAGAUGCCAUGGCGUUCAUUUCAGAUGCUUGUGCCGCAUCGAAUGCGCCGCAAGAUCCGCUCCAAGCUCCGGAGUCGCUUAUCGCCAACUUCGUCCAUCUCGACGUUGCAGACCUCCUUCUCGCCCGUCGAUACUCUGCGCUCCCUCCAAGCACAUAGGUGGACGAUGUACGACUUCCAGUACCUCCUGCUUCUCAUUAUCGGCAUCUUCUCCUUAACGAUCAUUCAAUCCGCUGGCCCGCUCGGCAAGACUGCGAUCUCGACCCUACUCCUAUUCUCCCUGCUUCUACCCAUCACCCGACAAUUCUUCCUGCCAUUUUUGCCCAUUGCCGGAUGGCUAAUUUUUUUUUACGGAUGCCAGUUCGUUCCUAGCGACUGGCGGCCUGCCAUUUGGGUCCGGGUGUUGCCGGCGAUGGAGAACAUUCUGUACGGUGCUAACAUCAGCAACAUCCUGUCCGCUCACCAGAACGUUGUCCUUGACAUUCUGGCGUGGAUCCCCUAUGGCCUUUGCCACUAUGGAGCGCCCUUUGUCGUCUCUCUACUCCUCUUCAUCUUUGGUCCUCCGGGCACGACCCCCCUCUUUGCCCGGACUCUCGGUUAUAUUAGCAUGUUGGCCGUCACAAUCCAGUUGAACUUGUACGGUCUUGCCCCGGCAGACUACUCGAUGCAAGGCAACCCCGCUGGUCUUGCCCGUAUCGACAAGCUUCUCGGAAUCGACCUCUAUACCUCGGGCUUCAAGCAGUCACCCGUGGUCUUCGGUGCCUUCCCCUCGCUUCACGCGGCCGACUCUACUCUCGCGGCUCUGUUCAUGAGCCACGUCUUCCCGCGGUUGAAGCCCCUCUGGGUCACCUACACUCUUUGGAUGUGGUGGGCUACCAUGUACCUCUCCCACCACUACGCUGUUGAUCUGGUUUGUGGUGGUCUGCUGGCCACCGUAGCAUUCUACUUUGCCAAGACUCGCUUCCUGCCUCGUGCCCAGAGCGACAAGAUGUUCCGCUGGCAUUACGAUUAUGUUGAAGUUGGUGACGCCUCGCGGGAAUUUGGCUACGACCUCGCCAGCCUGGACGGUGACCUCAACCUAGACAGCGACGAGUGGACUGUGGGUUCUUCGUCCUCGAUCUCUUCAGGCUCCCUCUCCCCCGUUGACGACCACUACACUUGGGAGAGUGAGACUCUGACCUCCAAUCACGACCUCGAGGCCGGCCGCUAA